Molecule: messenger RNA, 5901 nt
Organism: Symbiodinium sp. CCMP2592
Lineage: Eukaryota; Dinophyceae; Suessiales; Symbiodiniaceae
Source: the annotation of a GenBank genome assembly
AUGCCUCGUCAAACCGGUCCACGUAAGCCCACGGCCAAGCAGCUGCUGAAGCAGAAGCAGAAGGACGAGAAAACGCGGAAAAAGAACGAGCAGACGUUCGCCAACGCCGUGCAAAACUCGAAGAGCACCAUUCUCGAUGUGGACAUGCGGUACGUCAUGGACACCUUGCGGGACAACCCUUCGUGGAUCAGCCCACUCGCCGGUCUCAUUCGUUCAGGCUCACUCAACGGACUCCUGAAAGAGGUGGCCGCGAAGGACGAAGUCGGCGGGCUGAAGUGGAAGGCCCAAGGCAAGUGUAGCAAGUGGGGACAGCUUCCGCUGGAGAUGUGUCUCCUGAUGCUCAGGACAUCAGGGGUGGAGCUCUCCGAGCGGGCCUCGAAGGAGCAGGACGUUGUUCGGACUUUAUUCGCCGGACACUUCUGGGUCGCUGAGUCUGCACCCUUGCCAACUCGUUCGGACCUCCGCUAUCAGAGCACGCUGGUCAAGCUGGCGAAAGCUCGGCUGGAACACGCCGUGCAUCGCAACUGGGCUGGUGCCCUCAACGCGGAGGCCCCGCUGGACCACACCACGAACCGGCUGAAAAUGUGGUCGCUCAAUGGAAACACGCUGGUUUGUCAUGUUUUUUCGGUGGACGAGGACGAGAAUCUCUCGAAGGACUGGAAACCCGGCCAAGAACUUGAACAUGAACUUCCGAAAUUACCCGACGGCCAGGACUGGAAGCUGAGUGAUGCACAUUCACCCGAUUGUACCGUGUGCGAUGGACAAGUUCACUCCAUGUUCGAUUUCGACUGCGCCAGCUUCUUCCCGAUGUUGCCGGACUUCAAGGAGAAAUGGAACUAUGAUCUUCCAGCGGACACAGACACAAUGGCCAUGGACGGCGGUCUCGGCGGGUCAUCGGAGAGCUCGUUACACUUCGGUACCAGUUCAUUUUCUGAUAUUCAGCUCCGCUCCUGCAGGAAACGAAAGACGACCUCGCAGGACCCUGGCACGGAGGAGACAAACAUGGACCUGGACACAGACACGGACAAACAGCUUCCCGGCGAUGAAGAAGUCGAGAAGCAAUCUGGGAGCACACGUGUUUCGGAGUUUUCCACGUCGACAUUCGCGACCGUUCUCCUUCUUUUCCACUGGCAACAGGGCAUGCGUAAGGAUGCCAAAUGGAGAAAGCACAAAGACACUGUGGUCAAACUCGCCGGAGAUGUGUUGCAAGCCUUCGCCUCGUUGUUCCUGGUGGACCACACGUCGGUGUUUACGUGGGAGGAGCAAACAACUACACUUGUGUUCCAACACGGUAGUCUGGAUGUGAAGCAGCUGCACAAGCAAUGUCCAGUUCUACAGAGUACGAUAUCAACAUCACGACCUAGAUUCCUUCAGGUCCUAGAAGAUGUUGCGUUGGACUGCUCCAAAAGGACAAUCUCGCAAAAACGACGGGCAGCUGCCCUCAGGCUGCGGUGCUUCUUGUUGGAGACAUUGACAGCAGCCGUGGAAACGUCGGAGAGUACACACUCGUGUUGGACGUCGUUGAAUGUGAAGCAGCUUCUGCAACUGAGGAGUGCCGCUGGGUAUCGUCGUUCUUCACAUGUCUUUAAAGAAUCGAUGACUGCUACCUCCAGUGCCACACAGCGGACAUUGGUUUCCACUUUGGAAGGGCACACGUUCACCGUGGAGGACACACCCACGCAGGACGCCAAGAACGCGAAGAAAAAGACUUCCAUGGACGCACACCGGCUCACACGCAUGGAGAGGUACGCAUACCUGCAGGACGGCAAGCAGCAGUUCUUUUCGACGGACAUACUGUGUGUCGUUGCAGAUGCACUACACGUGGGCAGCGAGGAUUGGCUUAACAUCAUGGUGUACAAUCACACGAAGGGCAAGGUCUGGAUUUGCCCGCCGCAGGUGCAGGACCACUCGUCGUGCUUAACGGCCGAAGAAUGGACCAAUAUGUGGAGCAGAGCAUCGCAGAAGUUUCUGGACGGUGACAAAACUCGUGGUUCUGCUCAUGAGGGCACAGAAGAACGGGUGUCAACGCUGCAGUGGAUGCAGGACAUCAACCAUGGACUGAAACCCUUGGGAUGGUCAUUCGGACGAUGUCAACUCAGAGCACAUGGACAGCCGUUUCGUGGCUCUGAGGACAGUACACGCGGUUCCCGGGCGCCCAUCAUCAUUUUGUGUACAGACCAGGAGUCCACGCAACUCGCCGCAGUCGCUUUCUUGAGGAACAAGAAGAACCUGUGGGUGGAACACGUGUCGGGCCCAGCACAUCGGUCUCACAACGACGUGGCCUUGGCCAUGUCUGGAGCAGGACUUCUCAAAUUUGCACAGUGGUGCAUCUCGUUGUACAACAUCAGAUACGGACCGUGGCAGAAGGGCACAUGGUCCAAGAAGAUCCAGCAGACGGCCCAACACAUGAAGGACAGCAUGGACCCGUCGGACCCAGUUUUGCUCAUGUUCUUCGAAGACAUAUUGCUGGACGCUGGUCUCCCACUGGACAAUAACACGGAGGAGACGCGUAGGGCAUGGCUGCAGACCUUGCCCGAAUUGGACUGCAUCCGCACAAAGGGCACCAAGGCCAGCAAGAGUCGUUUCAAUUCGUUAACAACAGCUCAUGCUGCGUUGGACAAAGAAUGGUCCGUCCUGGCACUUGUUUUAACGGUGUGUUGUUUGGAACACAAGUGGACAGUUUCCGCAAAGGACCUUUUCACGCAGGACAGCAACCAGGCUCGUGCCUCCUUAACACACGGUGGAAGCAAGUCCUCUGCUGUGAAGGAGGCAAAGGACUCCAUGAACGAAGCACGGCAGGGCAAUGCGAACAGUCUCCACACGAUGACGAAGUUCAUCAUCCUGCCGGACAACAAGACGACCGCCAGAUUGGUUUUCCUCGUGCUACAACCCGAGCAGCUUCGCUGUUCCAGGAUGCUGGAGGAGCUUCGUUCCAGUGCAUCCACGUUGGCGUAUUAUUCGGAGUGGUCACAUUGGAGCUGGAUGACCACUGCAAAGGAGCACCUGCAGACCUGGUCGAACUUGGACAAGCUAGCACGCCUUGGACUGGACCUUGCACUUUCACGUGCACGCCCGCCGGACGAAGAGGAGUUGGUCUGGCAGGACACUCUAGCCCUGCAAAUGACGAGGCUGACACAUCAGAUCUUGCGUUUGCGUGCCGGCGCACAGCUCUACCACACAUGCGGUUUCGGUGCUACUGCAGGACUUGUCCACAGUGACCCAGGGUUUCGUCGUUCCAGUUUGGACUACUUCAAAGAGAUGGAGGAGUGCAUCAAAGACACACAGAGGAGUGGUUCCCUCAGGGCCAAGCAACUACUCGCAGGUCACUUUUCCCAUGGACAAAUCAGUCAGUACCUUCUCGCAGAACUGCAGAGCACUCGGUUUGACAACCUUACAGAGGAAAUCGAUCACGUUCUCCGAAGUAUUUGGUCUGGGCUCUUGAACACGAAGAUCAUCGAGGACUGCAACAAAGUUCAACGCGAAGCUGAACAACGACAUGGCACAGCAAAGGACUUAGGACACUUGGAUGGUUGGAAAUCUGUGAGCACGUCGGGCUUGGUCAAGAUGUACAAACGCGAGGAGGCAAUCACCAACCAGCUGCACCACACGCCGGCCGACUUUAACUUGACGAGCCUCUUCAGCAAGACGACGGCCAACAAUCUCGCAAAGCGUUCACGUCGUUCCACGAAAUCUGCGAGUGCAGAGAUGACCCCGGCGGAGAUCCAGGAGGCACAGCUCCUGGCAGACGUCACGAAGCGCAGGGACUGGGCGUCGCACAACCACUCGGAGGAGCAGGAGGUUCUCGCAGCAUAUUCCUUGUUGAGGAAGGCAUGGCGAGCCAAAACUUGGCAGUUGUGCGAAGAAGGCUGGUGCUCUGGACUCCUACCCGAAGGACACGCUGUACUCGCCGGUGAAUCCCCUUUGUUCAUCGUUCGGAGCUAUCGUGUGGCCUGUUUGGCAUGGCCUGGCAAGAUUGUGCACGACGCCGGGUCUGAUUUCUUCGAGUUCGACAUGACCGUUUCUUCUUUGUAUUGGAUGCACAGCACAUCCGUGGACACGGUUGUUUUGAAACUGCAAGGCAGCUCGAUGAACAAUGGCGUUGUUCUUCUAGUGGACAAGAAGCUCAACUUGCUGGAAUUUCACGCUGAGCACGGGACAGAUGCCGGACAUCAGCUGGCCAUUGCAGCCAUGUUGAACGUAGACAACACGUUGGUCGAAGAAGACGUCGUACUUCGAAUCCUCAGCAGACACGAGACAGAAAAGUGGAUGCCGGAGGCAGACGACAAGGACUUGGAAGCUGUUGUUCGGGACACACUUUUGAUCGGCGAGCAGGACGAGGCACUCAAGGAACUGAGCAGACGGCGUUCCACAGUUUCAGCUAAGGUCCUACGGCCGAAGGUCAUCACGAUGUACAAAAAGGCCGUGCAGGACCUCGACAAGGACCACUGGAAAAGAGGACAAGAAGCACGCAGGACGAAAACGAAGGACAACGAGAAGAAGGCUACUUCAGCUAACAAGACGUACGACCGGGUCUACGGGAAGCUGAACUCCACGGUGGACGAACGCGUGAAGAGCAUGUUUCCACACAGCGUUGGAAUUUAUACAGACCCGCCGAACGGCAAUGCCGCUCGUGCUUGUGUCGAGCAGGCUUGGGCAUGGGUAGAGGCACACGAAGGCCGGGAACCACCUGCGAAUUUGCAGAUAGCCAUGGUUGCACGGCCGAAGUUGAAGGAGGUCGGCCUCUCGCAUAUGCCGUCGGCAUGGACAUUGAAGAAGCGGCCGGACCUUCGCAAGGAGUACACCCAGAGAGCUCAGGACGGCUACAAGAAAAACCAGGCAUCAAAAGACGAAUAUCGCCGUGCGAAACGACAAGAGAAACCCGUUUCGCAAUCGAUGGACUUGCCUAUGGUCAGUGAACCGGAGGACUUCGAUGGUCGUGGUACGUUCCGUUGGACAAUGGAGGAAUGCUUGGAACCCGCAGGACACAUUGGGCGAGGCACAUACGGGGAGGUCUUCGCAUGCCAUUUCCAGGACCUCCGCCUGGCGUUGAAGGUCGCCGUUCGUACGCCGGACAAGGACACCGCAGUGGUCGACACACACACGGAUGGCCUGGAGAAGUCUUGGGACUUGACACGGGAGUACACAAUCCUGAGCAAGAUCGGACCACACCCGAACGUUGUGCAGCUCUACGCUUUGCUUCAAUCCUCGACUGGACACACAGGCAUUCUCAUGGAGAAUGCCUCAUUGGACCUUUUGAAAGUUGUUCGGCAGCUGCACGCAGAGGACACUGAGGACUCCGUGCCAUGGACAACACGACGAGCACAUGUCACCACAUAUUUUCGGCAAACACUGGCCGGACUGGGCUAUGUGCACAGCAAGAACAUCGUGCAUUUGGACGUCAAGACGAACAAUUUCCUGGUAUUCUUACCCGCGCACCGUGUUGCAUUGUCGGACUUCGGACAUUGUCGUGCACUACCCGUAGACGGACAAACACGCGUAAGAGCUGACGAGGUUUAUGCAGCGUACUACAGACCCAUCGAGUGCCUCUUUGCUGGUGACAAGAAGGUCGACGUCAGCACCAAGGCGGACAUGUGGGCACUCGGCGUGGUCACGUGGGACUGUUACGCUCGGACUCAUCGAUCAUUGUUCGUUCCGGACCCGAAGCUUCUCGUUCAGAACACGAAGAGCUUGGAGGAAGCGUUGACUCGUUUCCGCCUCCAAUGGACCGGCAGGACAUCGGACAUGCACCUCAAAGAGGACCUCAUCGCCGGAGCCGUUUUCAGUAGGACUUUUCAGCUCGAAAAGGACAGGUGCACCGCGGUGACUUUGUACAGAGACUUGAAGUUGCCAAUUUCCAAGACAAUCGAGACACUCCAGGAACCCGAGGUACCAAGCAGUUAA